This is a messenger RNA of Dermacentor andersoni, 636 nucleotides long. RefSeq lists its product as uncharacterized. The record is from RefSeq and is a predicted model, not a curated record. NCBI's taxonomy places the organism in Eukaryota, Metazoa, Arthropoda, Arachnida, Ixodida, Ixodidae.
GCGCCCCAGAGACAAUACGAAAUGUUCCCGUCCGCCUUGCUCGUGCUGCUUGGCUCGGCCUUUGUCGCGCCCCAGAUGAUCGACUUCUUCGAAGGAUGCGUACCGAUGGGACAAGAACAAGACCCUGGCGGCUGCGUCCUGGCACCCGAAAGCUGGCUCAGUAUGAGCACGUUCCGCCGUUACGCCCAACUGGCCUUAGCAAACGCCCAUAUUCAGCCAGACGAGGGGCACCUUAACACUCUUCUUGAAUUGACUCGUAUAGCAACUGAGCGGACCGACGGUUUCACAAUCAUAUUGGAGUUCACCACCGUCAAGAGUACGUGCGAUAGCUCGGUUGCAUAUUCCGAGGACCAGUGCCGACCACUUUACAGUAAGGCAAAUGGGCUGUGCCAGGCAGUGAUUAGAAACCGCGAUGUUAUGAGGUUUGAAGACGCCUGGUGUGUUCCACUCUUUGAGGACUAGAGCAACCUGCAGCUUUCAAACAUAAAGCAAUUUUUUCUUCGGUAGAAAACACAAAAAGCGGUCAAGCGCACCUUCCGCACAAAACGUGGACAUUAAAUAAAUUUUGUAUUCACUAUUCUCACUGCUUCGUGAGCUCACAACAUGCAAGGUUGCGGUUUCCAACAACGAGGAAAA